AUGGCAACCACUACCUGCCUCCAGCUUGACGAGCUGCCAAAAAAACCGGCAAACUUCCAUCGCUAUAUAUUCUCCGGGGCUUCUUUCCCUUUUACUGCAGUCAAAGAAGAGAAAACCAACCUAGUUUCACAAACCGCAGAAGCACGACAAAGCGUGUUACUGCUCAAGGGGGUCCGUGAACAAUACACUCUGGUUAAAGAUCAUUCUAUUCCUACGAUUCUACAUCCCGGGGAAAUUCUUGUGAAGGUCCUUGCAAUCGGGCUCAAUCCGAUUGACUGGAAAGCACCGGCAUUCAAUUUUGGCAUUCCUAGCUUGCCUUGGAUUAAUGGACGUGAUCUAGCUGGACUGGUGCUGCAAGUACCCCGCGAGAACUCCCGCGUCCGCGUGGGUGAUAUUGUCCUAGUACCCUCGACGGAUUAUCGAGACAUUCGGAAAGCCGCAUUUCAAGAAUAUGCAAUUGCGACCGACUUCAAUGCAGCGCGAAUUCCAUCCUCCGCAUCUAUUCACGCAUCUGCCUCCCUCGGAGUAGCAUUUGUGGCCUCCGUCUUGGCUCUCGGCGUUUCAUUUGGAUUAGAUUUCUCCAUUCUUCCCAACUUACCUGGCCCCAAUCUGCCUCAAAUUAUCAAUGAAUUGGACAGAGAUGAUAUCCCUGCCGAUAUAAUAGACGAGUGCUAUCCAUCCAGAGAACGCUUACAACGCGGUGACUGGGUUGCAAUAUGGGGUGCUUCGACAACAACGGGGCUAGUGACUUUGCAAUUAGCAAAGCUGGCUGGACUUCGAGUGAUUUGCGUGGCCGAUGCUGCACGACAUGGAGCCAAGCUCCUGGAGUUUGGAGCCGAUCUUCUGGUGGACCGACACGAUACAAAUCGCGCAGUGGAAAUCAUACGCGGAGUCACAAGUGGUAAACUACGAUAUGCAAUUGAUAUUGUGGGGAAAGAAACUGCAACUCUGCUUGAGAAAACUUUGGAUCCUUCGGAACAUUCUCAUUUGCUUGGGCUCACAGGAUUACCCAAAGUGCGUAACCCAGGCAUUCGUUACCACACGGUGCCUAUCAAGUUAUUUCAUACUGCCCCCACAGUUGGUGAGAGCAUGGUUCGCUGGCUAGAAGACCUACUUCAGUCGAAUACUCUCACCCUUCCCGAGAUUGUUCGCGCUGAGGGUGGACUGGAAGGAAUUAAUGCAGCAUUGGAUUUGCUUCGAACUGGGUCUGUUUCGGGAAAAAGAAUUGUUGUUGGGCUAGAGUCGGAAUCAUGA
Penicillium daleae is the source of this 1254-nucleotide messenger RNA. Its product is annotated as zinc-binding alcohol dehydrogenase family protein. The record is from RefSeq and is a predicted model, not a curated record. The transcript is spliced from 4 exons. The coding region runs from base 1 to 1254 and encodes 417 amino acids. NCBI's taxonomy places the organism in Eukaryota, Fungi, Ascomycota, Eurotiomycetes, Eurotiales, Aspergillaceae. Gene Ontology annotation, molecular function: oxidoreductase activity, acting on NAD(P)H.